Messenger RNA from Cephus cinctus (wheat stem sawfly), 4270 nucleotides. RefSeq names its product tetratricopeptide repeat protein 37. The record is from RefSeq and is a predicted model, not a curated record. The coding region runs from base 236 to 4156 and encodes 1306 amino acids. Gene Ontology annotation, molecular function: protein binding. The transcript has 13 exons. Gene Ontology annotation, cellular component: Ski complex. NCBI's taxonomy places the organism in Eukaryota, Metazoa, Arthropoda, Insecta, Hymenoptera, Cephidae.
UGACAAUCUCCCUACUUAUCUCUGAGUUGAUAUCCCCUGGAGUUAAUACAGAAAAGGUUUUAAUGUGGAGUAACUGGAAUUUUACGCUUUUUCUUUGUAAUAUAAUAAUAUUAUUGAUAUGUGAUAUAUUAAUAAAAAGUAGUCAUAUUUUGAAUUUCUAAACUAUCCUAGGUCAACAAAAUUAAUUAUAUUUGUGAUAUAUUUUACGUCAAAAUCUGGUUCAGUCGGGUACAAAAUGUCUAAAGAAAUUAAGGCUACUUUGAAAGAGGCCCGGGAGCUGCUAAAACAAAAGGAGUAUAAGGAAACAGUAAAGAAAUGUAAAAAAGUCUUAAAAGAAGACAAGAGCAAUUACGUUGCCCUUGUUUUGCUUGGUGCAGCUAUGCAGGAAAUAGAUGAAGUUAGAUCACAAGCUCCACUAGCUAUGAAAAAAGCUAUUGAUACUCAACCAAAUAAUCCUUUAGCUUGGCAAGGGUUAAUUGCAUUUUAUGAGAGAGAACCAGACAUUGAAACAACAUGGAUUGAAUUGAUUCCAGCUUAUUGUAAACUUUUACAAAUUAACAGUGAUCCAACUAAAUUUUCUCAUUUUCUAAAUAAUAUAUCAAUAUUUUCACUUAAACUAAAAGAUCAUUGUGUAAUCAAUGAAGUCAUUGAAACAUUAUGCAAAAUAAUAGAAAUUUCAAGUGAAGAAAGAGUAAAACUUAUAAAUGCUGCAUUGGCUUCCAUUUUAAUGCAAUAUCCAAAUAUUCAAGACAGGUACAACAAUUUACUACAGAGUACACUUGCUGCAGUCAGUAAGGAUUUAAAUAUAAAGAACAGACAGAAUUACUACAGAAGAUAUUUGAAAAUGUUAUACAAGUCUCAAAACUUUAGUUUGCUGCUCUCAGAGGCGGCACUUAUGCAUGAGCAAUUCAAUAAUGAUCCGUAUCCUUUAGAAUGGAUUUGUCGUGUGUACUCAGAGCAGAAUAUUCGACACAGCCAGUGUGAUGGAAUUGAAAUAUCGCAAUUCUAUGAUGCUUUAUUGACUAUAGAUGCAACUUCUAAUUAUGCGCUCUUUGCUAAAGCUGUUCAUCUAUACCAAACAAAUAGUUUUCUAGAAGCACGAGACAAUCUGAACCAAGUUGUUAUCUCUGGUUCCCAAUGGUUGUAUGUCUGGAUUUUAUUAGCAGAGGUUAAUGCAAAACUCUCUUGCUGGGAGAAUGCAGAAAAUGAUGCCACACGUGCUUUGCAUUUCAUAAAAACCAACACAGAAAAUGAAUUAAUAAACCGUAUUCAACUUGUUCUAAUUGAAGCUCUAGCUAAGGGAAUGAAUAAGCGAAAAUGGGAACUUGUUGAACAAAAAUUUAAAAAGAUUUCUGAGGCUCCAUCGAACAAGCUACUUGUUUUACUGGCACGAGCUUAUAUUCUCCUGGGAGAUUCUCGUGGUUUGGCAUUAUUAGAUCAUCUAGAGUCAGAGCCUGAGACAAAAGUAGAGGCAACAAUCUUACGUGCCAUUCAUUUGAAAAAUUGUAAGAACCUGGAAGAGGCUGCAGAUGUUCUUGGCUCGGUAUUGGAAACUUCUGAAGCCUGGCUCAUGCUGGGAAAAAUAUAUUGGGACAUGUUCAACUAUAGACACAGCCUGAUGGCUUUUUUAAAGGGUAUUCAUGCUGAUCCUUACAAUUGGGAAUGUCUAAUUUACCUAGGCCACUAUUAUAGAGAGCAUGGCAAUGACCUUGAGCGGUCUAGACGAUGCUACCAGAAGGCUCUAGUGAUUAAUCCCAGUUCUGAACAGGCUGGCAUUGGUCUAAGUACAGCUUACAGACUUUUAAAGAACACUGAAGCAAAUAUGCAAUUAUUGCAACAAGUGACGACUGCUCAUGGCAGUGGUCCAAAAUGGGCAUGGCUUCAAUUAGGUUUACAAUACUUGGAGCAAGAUUAUCCAACACAGGCCAUUAACGCAUUAAGAACUGUUAUUCGAGCUGAUCCAAUUGAUAAUCAUUCCUGGGAAUGCCUAGCUGAUGCAUACUGGGCACGAGGUGCUCACAUAUCUGCUUUGAAAUCAUACCAGAGAGCUUUGGAUUUAAGUCCAGGAUCCUUUUAUCCAAUGAUGCAACUAGCUAAUAUAAAACUGAUGUUGAGUCAACAUAUAGAAGCUAAACAAGACUUUGAACACGUACUGCAACAGGAACCUAGUUACAUUCCAGCACUAAAAGGUUUAGCUGAAACUUGUUUAGGCCUUGCAAAAGAGUAUAUGCAGCAACGACUCUUAGGAAGAGUCAGGGAUAAUAUACAACAAGCUACCGAUUACUUAACGGAAGUUAUCAUUGAACGUAGUGAUUUAUCUUGCAUUUGGAAAUUGCUUGGAGAUAGCUGUUAUAGAAUGGCGACAUUGCCAAAGAAAUAUUGCACACUCAGUGUUGUACCAGAUCUAGUGAUGUCAAAAAGCCAGGGAACACGUAUUAGCAUUGGUAGAAGUGAUAUAUUUUUGUUAUCAUCCAGAUGCUAUUGUCGUGCUUUGAGUCUUACUGCAGACUCUGCAUUAUUAUGGCACGAUUUAGCACAGUGCUACCUUAGUCAACGAAAACUAAAUCCCAUUGUAAACCCGAAGGAAAUAAUGCAAAAGAGUUUAGCAGCUGCUAAACAAGCUGUCAAACUUUCUCCAACAAACUGGUUUCAUUGGAAUAUUCUUGGUGUUAUUUGCAUGUCAAAGGAAGUAAAAAACUAUGCUCUGGCUCAGCACUGCUACGUUAUGGCAAUCGACAGGGAAUCUAAUAAUGCCAUUACCUGGACCAAUCUUGGAACACUUUAUUUAUACCUAGGAGAUCCCUACCGAGCAAAUGAGGCAUUCUCACGAGCUCAAAGCGCAGAUCCUGCUUAUCUUAACAGCUGGAUAGGUCAAGCUUUGAUAGCAGAGAAAAUGUCUAGAAAAGAAGCUAUGGAUUUGUUCAGACACGCUACGCAACUUGGUUAUCAUAAGCAGGCUACUCUUGGAUAUACCCAUUGGGUUUUAACAACACUUUUAGAUCCUGAAGCUAAAAAGGAUCCAAUGUAUACUUAUACUAUUGAAAAUAUGCACGCUGUGACAGUAGCAACUGAUGCUGUUACAUGGUAUUUGGAAGAUGUACCAGACGAUCUCUGUGCUUUGAAUGCUUAUGGUCUUUUACUUGAACGACAAAAAUUAUACAAGCCUGCAGCUGCAGAGUUUUUAAUAGCAUUGAAAAGUGCUAAUACCGAUACACAAAAAGAUGCAUUAAGGGUGAACCUUUCUAGAAUUCAAUUACAUCUUGGAAAGUACGAUAAAGCUGUUGAAUUAUGUUGUGGAGUAAGAAACGCAAAUUUUAAUUCGCAUUGUCAAUUAGCUCUAUCAUUAUUUAAAGCUGAAAAAUAUGAGGAGUCUUAUGAGGCCUACUCAGCUGCUUUACACUGGUUAGCGGGUGCAGGAUCCGACAAGGCUCAUGUACUUUGUGCCAUGGCUACUAUAGCUUAUAUGUUCCAAGGACUAGAUGAUGUGAAAACGUUGCUUUUCCAGUCCAUUCAAAUUCAACCACCGACAGUAGCUGGUCUGUUAGCAGCAGCAGCUCUAGGAAUUCUUCAUGGGGACUCUAAUUUAACAUCAUUAGUUGUUAAGGAAUUGGAACCCUUCUGGGAUGAUCCAGAUCACAGAAACGAUAUCGUGUUACUUUCUGCAUAUUCACGUGUGGUUCAAACCGAUAUUCAGGGUGCUAUUCGCAUCUUAUCCAAAGCUGCGCACAAGUAUCCAUCGGACGUAGGCCCAUGGGUAGGCCUAGUGAGACUUUUGUUGGAGACGGAUGUAAAAACCUUUGGCACAUGUGCUCAGAAAGCUUUAUUUUUAGGAAGAAAAACCUCUACUAUAAGCAUUGCCCAAGUGGCUUGUGUAGCUUCGCUAAGUCAAUUGAUGACUGGGGAUACCGAGGAAGGUAUUAGAUCAGUACAAAAGACUCUUUAUGCUUUUCCCGGUGUUGUAGAAAGCUGGGCGAACCUUAUCGUUGGACUGUUGCCCAGAUGCAGUAAAAAGGGUUCAAUACCAAGUGCUCACUGGUUAACAGUAUUAAUAUCAAUUGUGAGAAAAAAAACACAAAGUUCGAGGACAAUGGCACAGUGGUUGUCGAAUAAUGAGAGAAAAGCCAGUCUUAUCGCUGAUCAGCUAGCUUCUGAUUAGUAACUAUUAUUUAAACAUGUUUUUAGAUAUUAAUAAAAAUAAGCGAUAUUCGUGUAAUAAUUUAUAAAUUUUUCCGUAGUUAAAUUAGAUGAAAUAAAAACAACUUAGAUUAUA